Messenger RNA from Diachasma alloeum, 980 nucleotides. RefSeq lists its product as uncharacterized. Gene Ontology annotation, cellular component: mitochondrion; mitochondrial small ribosomal subunit. Lineage: Eukaryota; Metazoa; Arthropoda; Insecta; Hymenoptera; Braconidae. Bases 315 to 908 code for a protein of 197 amino acids. The transcript has 2 exons. Gene Ontology annotation, molecular function: structural constituent of ribosome. Gene Ontology annotation, biological process: mitochondrial translation. The record is from RefSeq and is a predicted model, not a curated record.
CAUCGGCAGAUUUCGUCGGUAAUUGAUGGAAUAUAUCGAUGGAAUUUGGCAAUAUUCCACUAACGAAAAAAUUCAAGAACAGAAUAUUUUAGCAAUUGCAAAUUCAAGGUGACAGAUUAAUUGCAAGAAUACGUUUUCAACUGCUUGCUUAUGUUUUGCUGUAGAACUCGGGAAAUCUGACCUCAAGCCCUGUAAGACCAUUCGCUGCGCAUUCUCUGUGGUAAAAAAACCGUAACCUGCUGGGUUCACUAUUGCUGUUGGAGUGAUUAUUGCAGUGCAUUGAUUCCGAAAAUAAGCGAUAAAAUAUUCGAGAAAUGCCAGUGAAACUCAUCGGUCGUACCACUGACUUCUCUGGAAAAAGUCUUUGGGAACUCGUUGGGAACCUCAAGAAUCAUGGAAAAGGUAGAAUCGUCGUCAGGCAACGGUUCCAACGGUAUCCUGAACCGUCAUUCAUAAAGAUAAUAAAAGUUGGAGCACUACCUCCAGAAGUGCUUACGUCUCCUAAAUAUGCGACAGAGACAAUCCGACGAUGCAUGGCUCUUGCGGAAACGACAUUCAGAGGGAAGAAAGAUGUAAUAAAGCAAAUAGAUCAUGCAACCUACAAAACUGACUUUCGAUUGGUACCGAAGGACGAGGAGCACAAGUACCUCAACUGGGUCGAUCGCCCCGAGGUGAUUCUACCGAGGACGAUGGAGUUGCCCCCUCUGCUGUGUGAAAUUAUGGUCAGGAAUCUGAAGGCGAAGGGUCAGGAGGUCGAUAAACCACCGGAAAUGGAGAUUAAGUACAACUUGGGCGGCAUCAAAGUUUAUCGAAUUGCCAAGGAGGGAGAGACACCUACAACUGUGCCUAAAAUUUCUCUGGGCAAACCGGCGAGUCCUGGGCUUUAUGCAAAUGUUAAACCGAUUUAAUUUAAUUGUAGUUGAGUUGAAGGGAGAGAUAAACUGUACAGUCAUUGGAAAUAUAAGAUUUUUAAGUUGAAA